Messenger RNA from Penicillium waksmanii, 1710 nucleotides. RefSeq lists its product as uncharacterized. Lineage: Eukaryota; Fungi; Ascomycota; Eurotiomycetes; Eurotiales; Aspergillaceae. Gene Ontology annotation, cellular component: membrane. The record is from RefSeq and is a predicted model, not a curated record. Gene Ontology annotation, biological process: amino acid transmembrane transport. The transcript is spliced from 3 exons. Bases 1 to 1710 code for a protein of 569 amino acids. Gene Ontology annotation, molecular function: amino acid transmembrane transporter activity.
AUGCAAAUCGCUUCCGACCCUGCCACCCCGCCAAGCCUGAUUCCAUGGAUUCGUACUAAACUCAUAAUGGGCAACGAAACAGAAGAUUCAAAGGUCCCUGUUGACGAGAAUGUUCAACAUGGAGAGACACUCAAUUUGGGUCUCCAUCGUAAUUUGAAGAACCGCCAUAUACAGCUCAUUGCCAUCGGGGGCUCCAUCGGAACUGCCCUCUUCGUCAGCAUUGGGAAUGGCCUAGGUGCUGGCGGACCAGCAAGUCUACUCAUUGCCUAUACCCUUUACUGCAUGAUCUUAGCAGCGGUCAACAACUGUCUGGCAGAAAUGACUGUACUGCAUCCCAUAAGCGGUGGCUUCAUUCGCCUCGCUGGUAAAUGGGUAGACGAUGCGGUUGGGUUCAUGGUUGGGUGGAAUUUCUUUAUAUAUGAGGCACUUAUGAUACCGUUUGAGAUUACGGCGAUCAAUCUCAUCUUGAGUUAUUGGAGAGAUGACAUCCCGGUGGCGGCUGUCUGUGCUGUCUGUAUAGUGCUCUAUGCUCUUUUGAAUAUCCUUGCUGUGACCGCCUAUGGAGAAGCCGAAUUUUGGCUAUCAUCCGGCAAGGUCAUUCUAAUAUUCAUGCUUUUUUGCUUCACCUUCAUCACCAUGGUGGGUGGUAACCCGCAACACGAUGUGUACGGAUUCAGAAAUUGGCAAGAUCCCAGUGCCUUCGCCGAGUAUCGCACAGCAGGAAAUCUUGGUCGCUUCCAGGGAUUUCUAGCAGCUGUAUGGUCUGCUGCAUUUUGCAUUGUCGGUCCUGAGUAUAUCUCAAUGACGGCAGGUGAAGCGGCUUAUCCACGAACCUUCAUCAAGACGGCCUACAAAACGAUAUACUAUCGCUUCGGGCUCUUCUUCAUUCUCGGAAGUCUGUGUGUAGGCAUCGUCGUGUCUUUCAAAGACCCUACUAUCCAAGCUAUCCUAGCAGGCGAAAGCUCCAAAACGGGUGGUGGAAGUUCUCCUUACGUGAUUGCAAUGAAAAAUCUGGAAAUCGCAGUGCUUCCGGAUAUUGUCAAUGCGUUGUUGAUAACUUCCGUUUUCUCGGCCGGAAAUACUCUGACAUAUUGCGCGACUAGAUCCUUGUAUGGACUUGCGCUUGAAGGACGCGCCCCGAAAAUCCUCUCAAAAACGACAGGAAAGGGUGUGCCAAUCUACGCCUUUAUCGUGGUUCUCGCAUUCCCUUUUCUUUCCUUUCUCCAGCUCUCUAAUAAUUCAUCUGAGGUUCUGAACUGGCUAGUCAGUUUAGUAACAGCAGGUGCAUUGAUCGAUUAUCUUAUUAUCUGCAUAACGUUUAUUCAGUUCUAUCGCGCAUGCAAAGCUCAAGGUUUUGACCGGCGGACCUUUCCAUAUUUUGGAUACUUUCAGCCAUAUUGUGCCUGCAUCGGCGUGGCAGCAAUGGGUUUUGUCCUCAUUUUCUACGGAUAUACGGCAUUUGACCCUUGGAGCGUUGAGAAAUUCUUCCAAAACUACACAAUGCAGCUUGUCGCUCCCGUACUUUAUCUAGGAUGGAAGUUGAUUCAUAAGACCAAGGCGGUUAGCCCCAGCGAGCUUGACCUGGUCUGGGAAAUACCACUUAUCGAUGCUUACGAGGCUUCGUUGCCUGAUAACCCUCCCACAUUUUGGCAAGAAAUGCAUGAGAUGAUCGGAAUCAAAAGGAAAGGCACCAAGGAUUCCGACGCUUAG